AUGGCAAGUGGGAAGUUGACAGAACCCAUUGUUCACCAGAUGACAACCAAACCUGAUUAUCGUGCAUUCGCUGCGGCGGCAUAUGACAGUGAAAAAGCGGAGUCCCAUGUGUGCAGUUCCUUAACUCACAAUGCGACUUUGGCCCGAAGGGCGGCUGAACUUUGUCUCUCAGAUUACGGUGACGCCCUUCUGGACGCUACUCAUCAUUCAACGGAUGAUGGUAACUCCUCGUCUUCUAAUGUCAGUGAUUUUCUGUACGAUGCGGGACAGCUUCCAGGUCAGUUGCGCCUGCCUGCACGUUCCAUCUCUCGUUCUGGUGUUUAUUUGCUAGAUACUGGGGAGAUUAUCUUUCUACUCAUUGGAUCUCAAGAUGAUUCAGCUUCUGGAGCCGUAGCUUCAUCGGGAACGGUGCAUCAGCUUCUUGGUGUCCCAAUACCAAACAGUGUUAUUUUCUUCUUACCUCCCAUCGUUGUGACAAACGGCGAAUCGGAUGUGCCGUUCCGGCUGUGCCGAUUGUCAGCCUUGGUUAAUCUUCUUCGUCAAGGUCGGCCCAUUUCCAACGCUCUUGUAUGCAUCUGCCAUGAUGCCCCUGCUUCUUUGCGAACUCGUUUCAUUUCCAACUUAUUAGAGGACCGAACAGAAUAUGCCCCUUCUUAUCAAGAGUUCUUACAAGUGGUGCAAUCCUUUAUGAAAGGCUAG
Messenger RNA from Dicrocoelium dendriticum, 699 nucleotides. The record is from the annotation of a GenBank genome assembly. NCBI's taxonomy places the organism in Eukaryota, Metazoa, Platyhelminthes, Trematoda, Plagiorchiida, Dicrocoeliidae.